CACACUCAGGCCCCGAAAAAAGAAAAAUUAUUUUAAAAAUUUGGAAAAAAUAAUAAAACAACAGAUCGAGGAGAGAAAGACCGGGAAAGGUGCUGUGGGGGCUCCCACGGACAGUGAAGAUGUGCAGCAAUACAAUCGCCUCACGCCCAGCUACUGCUGUUGGCACUGGGUGAGAGAGGAGAAUCCACACACAAACUCUGCCCAGAGAAUAUACACCUGCAGAAACACACCUAAGGUUUGUAGAGCAGCCCUAAUUCAGCCCUAUCCAGCUGUACACUAAGCACGCUGCCUGGCUCCGGCCAGUGCCACUCCCACUGCUCCACCCAGCCAUCACCGAAGCAGAGCCUGGAAGGCAGGGGAGCCACAGCCGUUUUUUCAUGGCCCCGGCACCCUAGGGCUGCCAUGGCAGCUACUGCCACCGAUGCCCCACGCCAGAUUACCGCACUGAGCCCGGAGGACGAGGAAGAGGAACGACGAGCCGCCGUCAAGCUGUUUGGAGGCGCGCCGCGAUUGGAACGAGAGAGAGAGAGGGAAAGGGAAAGGGAACGAGAGAGGGAGAGACACAGAGAGAGGGAACGGGAGAGGGAGAGUGCGGGAAGAGCCAGCGGAAGCGUGUGUCCAGUGUGUGGGGCUCUCUUCAGUUCGCAGGACAAGCUCCGCCUCCACGCUUACUGCCACACAGGGGAGAAGCCCUUUCGCUGUUCCCAGCCACACUGCGUCAAGGCCUUCGUCUCCAAGUACAAGCUCUUCAGGCAUAUGGCCACACACUCCCCGCAGAAGACCCACCAGUGUUCAUUCUGUGAGAAGAUGUUCCACCGCAAGGACCACCUGAAGAACCACCUGCAGACCCACGACCCAAACAAGGAGGCCUUCAAGUGCGAGGAGUGCGGCAAGAAUUACAACACCAAGCUGGGCUACAAGCGCCACGUGGCCAUGCACGCGGCCACCAGCGGCGACCUCACCUGCAAGGUGUGCCUGCAGAGCUACGAGAGCACGCCCGUGCUGCUGGAGCACCUCAAGAGCCAUUCGGGGAAGUCCUCGGGCGGGGCCAAGGAGAAGAAGCACCCGUGCGACCACUGCGACCGCCGCUUCUACACGCGCAAGGACGUGCGCCGCCACAUGGUGGUGCACACCGGCCGCAAGGACUUCCUGUGCCAAUACUGCGCCCAGCGCUUCGGCCGCAAGGACCACCUGACCCGGCACGUGAAGAAGAGCCACUCGCAGGAGCUGCUGAAGAUCAAGACGGAGCCGCCGGACAUGCUGGGCCUGCUGGGGUCCGGCUCUCCGCCCUGCCCCGUCAAGGAGGAGCUCAGCCCAAUGAUGUGCAUGGGUCCCUCCAAGGACUCCCUGAUGGGGAAGCCCUUCCCUGGCGCUUUCCCCAUGGGCAUGUACAACCCCCACUUGCAGGCCAUGUCCAACUCCGGGGUGCCCCACCACUCCCUGGUGUCUGGGUCACUGUCCGCGGCCAUGGGCAUGGGAUGCCACAUGGAGUCCCCCUCCCCCCUCCAUCACCCCCACCCCCACCAUCACCACCACCACUCCCCCCCGCCCCUCCAGCAACCUCAGCAGCAGCAGCAGCACCAACACCAGCACCCCCAACCACCGCCCAAGUACCAGCUCGGAUCUACCUCAUACCUGCUGGAGAAGCCCCUGAAGGUGGAGAUGGAGAGUUUCCUGAUGGAUCUGCAGAGCGGCCUGCCCGUGCCGCCCCCGGUCGAGACCCACGGCGCCUCCCCACCCAAGGAGGGGCUGGAGCACCCCCAGGUCCUGCAGGAAGACCUCUGCGGGGAUCACCUCCUGUCCAAGAGCCCGGCCGUCAUUGCCGAGUCUCUGUGUGCUGCUAACAUGGACUUCUCCCACCUGCUGGGCUUCCUGCCGCUCAACCUGCCCCCCUACAACCCCCCAAUGAGCGCCAGCGGCCUGGUGAUGGGCUACUCCUCCUCCUCUUCCUCCUCAUCUUCUUCCCACACCGCCGAGCCCCACGCAGCGCCUCUUACCUCUUUGCAACCACAACCUCAGGAGCCCCAGGGCUCCAGCGGGGGCCUCAGCUUGGGGCCCCUGCACUCGCUCCCUCCAGUGUUCAGCACCAGCCUCAGCACGACCACCCUGCCUCGCUUCCAUCAGGCCUUCCAGUGAGGGCUACGCCCUGCUCUGAACCUGCCACCCAGGGUCCAGGGGUCAGGGGUCAGGGGUGAAAACACUUGAACACAUAGAAGCCUUAAUUAAAGCGCACAAAAGCUUUUGAUUGAGCCCGGAGGAAGCUAAAACCCUUUAUAUUAAAAAAGAAAGACUAUGAAGCUUUUGUUUAGGCUUGCAUUCUAUAAUUUAGCUGUUAUUUUGUUAACCCCCUU
Molecule: messenger RNA, 2351 nt
Organism: Megalops cyprinoides (Indo-Pacific tarpon)
Lineage: Eukaryota; Metazoa; Chordata; Actinopteri; Elopiformes; Megalopidae
Gene: plagl2
Product: pleiomorphic adenoma gene-like 2
Exons: 4
Coding region: 403-2136 (577 amino acids)
Molecular function (GO): DNA-binding transcription activator activity, RNA polymerase II-specific
Source: RefSeq, a predicted model, not a curated record